AUGGCGGACAAGAAGUGGCUGUUAGGCCCGGGGCCGCUGGAACCGAUGCCCCUGGGCAUGAACUGCAAGCCCUGGUACAAAGAAAAGUUACCUUCCAAGUGUUUCGCAAAGCACAAGAACAGGCUUCUGAAGUUCCCCACCUCCCUGGACAGCCGGCGGUGGAUAUUUGUGAAAGAGGGGCUGGACGAUUUCAGGAGGGGCUGUCCACCUUGUGAAGAUCUGAUCACUCGCGGCCCUAAGGAGGGCUUUCUCCCCAUGAUUGCUCACAGAGUUCCCCAACCUGCCCCCAAAAAGAGUGAGAAAAAGCAGUCCAAAGAAGCAGACCUGUUUUCCACACUCUCAUCAGCCCAGCUAGCACGGAAGAGAUUUGUAGAGGACAUCGAAGCCCGCCUGACCGAGCACCCCUUGGCUCUUUACCCAAGUCUAGAGGAAGAUCUACCUGCAGACCUCUUAUUAAAGGUGCUGGAAGUGCUUGAUCCUCACAGGAAGCUGGAGGACACAUGGGCUUAUUAUCAGGGCACCAGGAAAAGAACGAAGUCCCCCACAAAGCUUUGUAAAAAACAUCCUGCCAGAGACUACCUGGAACUUCCCAAGAAGACUCCUGUGUCGCAUCCAGACAAUUUGCUUCAUGAAGAAAAGAAGUCAAGCAGAAAGGAUUCGCUCGAAGAUUCUCCUUCUUAUAGAAAAAUACCAAGAAGAAUUCGUAAAUUCUGCGAAUGGGUUGCUACUUUUGGAGACUUCGACAUUGAGGAAGAGUUCCUCGUGAAGCAGUUUGACCGUAUCUUGGAGUGCAAACCAAACUAUGACACGGGCCACAGGAAGAAAAUAAACAAGGUUCCUUCAGCGCUAAAGUACACCCUGCCGCCAGAUAAAGUGAAGGAGAUAAGAUUCUGCAUAGACGAACUCAACUUGGAGAGGAAACUCCAGAAACCACACUGUCCGUAUAAAGUAAACCGGGUGAAGAUGAGGUAUGGAGCAUGGUACCUGAAGCCCAAGUUGUGGAAAAAGCUAAUAAAUGAUGAACCUUUGAUUGACCCCAAGGUCUUACUUGAAGGUCAAGAUGGGAGUUUUGGAAAGAAUGUUCCUCAACAGGACAUUCUUGAAGAUCUUUAUGGAACAAUUGCCUUUAAAGAUUUCAUUGUAAGCAAGGGCUACAAGAUGCCAGACAUCCUUGAGAAAUUGUUUACCAGGAAGGGAUGGACAUAUGAUUCUGUUAAGACUCCUAUACACAGAGUAAUAAGACUCUACACAAGGGUAGAAGAAGAUUCACAGGAAGAUGAUUAG
Messenger RNA from Diceros bicornis minor, 1284 nucleotides. Its product is annotated as protein FAM47E-like. NCBI's taxonomy places the organism in Eukaryota, Metazoa, Chordata, Mammalia, Perissodactyla, Rhinocerotidae. The transcript has a single exon. The record is from RefSeq and is a predicted model, not a curated record. Bases 1 to 1284 code for a protein of 427 amino acids.